UAGCAAAUCGGGAACAAGUGGUGGUGGUGGCGCUGCAUGUCGAUGGAGGGGCUGAGGGCGGAUGCGGCGGCGGCGGCGGCGCAUUACCGCGGGGUGAGGAAGAGGAAGUGGGGGAAGUGGGUGUCGGAGAUCCGGGAGCCGGGGAAGAAGACGCGGAUCUGGCUGGGGAGCUUCGAGUCGGCGGAGAUGGCGGCGGUGGCGCACGACGUGGCGGAGCUGCAUCUCAAGGGGCGCGAGGCGCAGCUCAACUUCCCCGAGUCGGCCGACCAGCUGCCGCUCCCGCGGAGCUCCGACCCCAAGGACAUCCGCUCGGCGGCGCUCGAGGCCACCGCGCGGCUGCGGUGCAGGACCGCCUGCCCGCCGCCGGCCAUGGAGAGGCUGGGAAACGACGAGCUCGGGCUGGACUCGCCCCAGAUGUGGGCGGAGCUGGCCGAGGCGUUGCUGCUGAGCCCACCGGCCUGGGGCGGCGAGGCCGACGACGGCGAGGUGGAGGACCACUGCGAGGACAACGCCUCGCUGUGGGAUCCGAUAUUCCAUUGAUUCAGGCACCCGCCACAAAUGCACGUACGUAUUUGCCAUGAACAUCUGCAGUUUUUGUCUUGCAGAGGGAGAGAAAAAAAAAUCCUAUAAAUUUGUUUCUCAUAAUUCAGCCAGCAACUGUAGUAUACGUUAAGCACGCUGUAAUUGAUCAAUGCGAUCUAACAAUUAAUAUGAAUUUAGCGAUCGAU
Messenger RNA from Zingiber officinale, 728 nucleotides. RefSeq names its product ethylene-responsive transcription factor ERF022-like. Bases 37 to 540 code for a protein of 167 amino acids. Gene Ontology annotation, molecular function: DNA-binding transcription factor activity; DNA binding. Lineage: Eukaryota; Viridiplantae; Streptophyta; Magnoliopsida; Zingiberales; Zingiberaceae. The record is from RefSeq and is a predicted model, not a curated record. Gene Ontology annotation, biological process: regulation of DNA-templated transcription. The transcript has a single exon.